Messenger RNA from Aaosphaeria arxii CBS 175.79, 615 nucleotides. RefSeq lists its product as uncharacterized. Gene Ontology annotation, biological process: mycotoxin biosynthetic process. The annotation marks the transcript as partial. Lineage: Eukaryota; Fungi; Ascomycota; Dothideomycetes; Pleosporales. The record is from RefSeq and is a predicted model, not a curated record. The transcript has 3 exons.
CGCAUCAUGAUUGAGGUUUUGAUGAUGAUCACCAUCAUAGUCUUAGCGAUUUCGAAGUCCAAAGUUGGGUGCAGUAAUCUCAAAAGAACACCAGUUCCACGAUUUCCACGAAAGAUCACUACAUUUCGCUCUGAUCCAAGAUACAUUCAAGAAGGGAUGUUUUUCAACGAGUCUGAUACGCUUCAUACGCUGCACAACUGGAUAGGACUAAGUUCUGCGAGUCGCGGGUACAUAGUGAUCAAUGAGGCAGGUCCUUUUGAUCUUCCAGAGCCUUACGAAGUAGCCCUUGAUCGCCAGAAUAAUGGGCCGGGAUACAUGAUGUCAGUGUUCCAUCAACUUCACUGUUUAUCAUACCUCGCGGAGCAUUUCCAACAAGGCUACGGAGGAAUUUCUCUGGAAGAGGAGGUGGCGCAUCAUUCGGCUCAUUGUUUCAAUUAUCUCCGACAAGGAAUUGUUUGCUCUGCAGACACGACAUUGGAAGGCAAGACGAAAGAUGGACCUGGCGAAGGGUCUGAGCAUGAGUGUGUCGAUUAUGAUGCAUUAUUAAAAUGGGCAAACACGCAUUCGGCGUAUAGAUGGCGAGAGGGCCUUUUGCCUGGAGAGUCGAUUCUAUGA